AUGGCAGCUUUGCAGACCAAGCAAGCAGCGAUGGAAGAGAGAUUGCAAACCCUAACCCAAAACCCAUCCAACAGACGAGAAGAAGAUGAUGAAAGCAUGGACAAGAUGUUCAAGUCUGAUAGAUUUGAUAACCCGUCAGAACAGGUGCGUGGAAGAGGAUGUGGCACCACCUUUGGUGCCAAUCUAAACGGUAAGUUUUCAUAUGAAGGAGGCUUGGCUGCAAGAGGUAAGGGUUUGAUCCAAGAAGGAGCAGGAAGAGGAUCAAGCAAGCCUUUUGAAUCAUGGCAGACAGGUGAACCCAGCCUUUCAAACACUAAUGGGACUCCCUCAAAAGAGAAGGGACAAAAAGAAGGCAUCAGGGGUCACCAAAAGAAUGGGAAGAGAUGGAAGAUACGGGUUACCAUGGGUGAAGAGUAUCAAGAUUCGUCAAGAUGGAGUUUCCCACAUAAAAUGAGAAGGGUAAUCCAUUUGAAUGGCUUCAAAGAUGUGAAGACUUCUUCGAAGAACAACAAACCCCCACUGAAGCUAGGGUUAGGUAGGCCACCUUUUCGCUACAAGUUCAAGAUAGUGGGUGGUACCAUAAGUUGCAAAGAAUAA
Lactuca saligna is the source of this 597-nucleotide messenger RNA. Lineage: Eukaryota; Viridiplantae; Streptophyta; Magnoliopsida; Asterales; Asteraceae. The record is from the annotation of a GenBank genome assembly.